GGCCGACCUGCAGCUGGCUACAAUCUCCUGUUCGGUGGUUGUAGACAGUGGUAAAGUCACGCCUAAGCCUCCUUUUCUCCCGGCUAAACAACCCCCGCUCCCUCUGCCGCUUCCCGUAGGACACACGCUGCCAGCCCUUCACAGCUCCGCCGCCCUUUCCUGGACACGCUCCAGCACAUCAGUGUCCUCCUGGAGUGGGGCGCCCAGGAGCGGGCACAGUAUUUGAGGUGGCCUCAGCGGUGCCGAGUACACGGGAAGAAUCGCUUUCCUGCAGCUCACACUAUUUCUGACACAACGCGGUUCCUCCCUCCGGGGACACCCCGCGCCCGCAGCGGGGCUGCCCCAGCCCGGUGUCCGCCAGCGCCCCGGCGGCGGCGGGGCCAGCGCGCAGCCGCGCCGGGAUGGCGGAGGCGGGAGCGGGCGGGCGGCGCCAUGUCGGGCCGCGCUGCGGAGGUUUAAAAAGUGCUGAUUCUCCUUGGAGAAAUUAAUUAGAAAAUAGUGGAGGAAAGCUGUAAAGCCAAGAAUGAACACGAAAGGUUUAAAAAUGUCUGAUCGAAAAAAUAUCAUACACAGAACCCAUUGUAUAGAAAAACUGCUGUCUGAGAACAAUUUACAAGGUAUUGAGGAUCAUCUUAAAGAACUUGAAGAUGUUGAUAUGACCGUAGAAUAUCUCCAGGGGACAGAGGUUACCAAGGCUGUAUAUAGGGUACUCAAGAGUUGCCCUUCAGGAGAGUUGAAAAAGAAAGCAAAGCAGUUAUUGUCAAGGUGGAAAGCACUUUACAAGAACAGCUGUGCUCAGUCAAUGCAAGUUAAAAAGUCAGUUUCUGCAUACGUGAAAGAAGAAAUUGAGCAUCUCAGUGUAGUUCCUAGAGAGCAAUCACUAUCUGAAAGACCCUGUCAGCAGGAGGCAUUAGAUGGUACUAGUUCCAACAUUUUGGACCCGUCACAAGCUGUUAAAAAUGUGGUAUGUAAUCAUGGAGAAGGCAGUAUGAAUGAGCAUUCUUCUUUUGAGGAACAAAACACUGUUCAUGAAGAUUCUAAAUCUGUUGUUAGCGAAGCAAGUCUGCAGCAGGAUCUGACGAGAGCUCUGAGGUGUAAAUGUGUGGAUCUUCUUUAUAAAGCUUUGAUUGGUUCCACCAAAGACGAAGAAGAAACUGUUAAAUGGCUAGAGUUAGCUAAAGAAAUUGAAGAACAUGUUUUUGCUCUUCAUGCUAAAAAUGAUAAAAAGUACAAAAAUUGCAUCAGAAGUAAAAUCUCUAACCUUAAGAACCCUAAAAGUCGCCACUUAAAACAUAGCCUUUUUUCAGGAACUUUGAGCCCAAAGGCUUUUGCUGAGAUGACAGUGAUGGAAAUGGCCAGUGAUGAACUGAAACAGCUCAGGGCUCUGUACACAAAAUCAUCUGUUCAGGAGCAUCAGCUUCCACAGGUUAUUAAUGGCACACAGACAAACAAAAUAAAGUGCAGACGCUGUGAAAAAUUUGAUUGCACUGUCACCAUGAUUGCCAGAGGAACUCUCUUUCUUCCAGCUUGGGUGCGAAACACAAAUCCAGAUGAACAAAUGUUGACUUAUGUUAUUUGUAAUGAAUGUGGAGAACAGUGGUAUCACAGCAGAUGGAUUUGUUUGUAAUGCUAUCCCUCUUUAAGAAGGGGCUUGGAAAUGUCUAUGGAACAUACCUCUGUUGAAACUCUGUAAUUUUAAAUUCUGUGCUGAUAGUAUGUGGGUGCUGCCACUAAAAACUGCAAAAUCAGUUUUAAAAAACUGCUAAGGUAUUUUUAAAGAUGGCUGUAAUGAAUCUUACAUGUUUUUAAGUAACGUAAAUAUGUAAAGAAAUAAAAGGGUGAAGAGGAAAAAAGUGGUUACACUGUAUUUGAGUGGAAUAUUUGCUAGUAAAUCCAUUAAAGUUAUUCCAAGUGCUGAGUUUUUUCCUGAAGGAACUGGAUACUUGGAAAUUUUUUUUUAACUUCAGGAGGAGUUCUUUCUUAGAACAUAAGUUUCAUUUACAGUAAACAGACUGUUACCAAAACUGCAGUUCACAUACUUGUGUGCAUUGCAGAAUCUUCAGCAUGGAUUCACUCCUUUUUGUGAGCAAGUGUUAGAUUAUUAAGUUGGUGGGAGUGGUGAUUUCUAAUAGGGAAAAAAGAAACUAAAAGUAGAGCAUUAAAGGGGGUAGAAAGCAGCUGGCAAAUGAAAGCAAGAAUGAAAUUAUUCUUUAGUGUUUUUAGCUAUUAGAAGGAGCACAGGACUUGUGACAGUCCAUCGGUAUGCAGGCCAGAUUUACGAUGUAAGAUGGUGUGUCCUGCUACUGCAAAGGAAUUAAUGCAGGACCAGACAAUGGAUUGUUUCAGAAAAUGAUGUAAAUAUAUUAUUGGAUUUAUGUUUAUUUAGUAAUAGUAAUUAAUAGUAGUUAAUAACUUUGAGUGGAUAUUCUCUCUGGAACUGGGAUAUCUGUCCUGAACUGAGAAAAUUAGUAUUUUUAUAGAGCACAAAUUGCCCACAAACAAUGAAUAGAAGGAAAUCCAAUAGCAGAAGUUUUUAUACGUAUUUUUGUUCAAGAGUCAACAGCAUUCUCAUUGAUUGUUUACUUGAAGUAUUUAUUUAAAAAAUUCUUCUCCCUAAAGUAGGAGACCUGUAUCUUUUAGAAAGAUAAAGUGCAUUUAGCACUUCAAGGUUAAAAUGUAUCAGCAGAGCAGAGAAACCUGCUGAGUGUUUGCUGGAUGAAUUGAGGACAGCACCAGUCUGACAGAGCUCAGGCUGGUCAGCCCCUCUGGGCUGAGCUGGAUGACCUCUUAAAGAAACCAGUUAGAGGCAAAAGACGAGAAAAUAGGUAUUGGCAAACUAAAUGCCAGGCAGGACUGAAAGACAGACCUUAAUGGGAAAAAUUAUGCAUAACGUGAUAUUGCAAAGGGACACUUAAACUCUUCUACUGAAAAAAAGAGGAAACAACUUUCCAUUCUGUGAAGGGCUAACAAUUGCAUUUAAGCAGCAUUACUUAGAUUUUUAUAAUGUAAAAAUGUGUGAUUUAGAGGAAUUGCAGUGAUGUAAAAUCCACAUUAAAGCUUUAGGUCAGACUAACUGGUUCAACUGUGUAACCAAGGGGUUACUAUCUGGCCUGCUUUCCCAGCCCUUCCUUGUGUGCUGGAAUUGAUGUUUACAAGUAGUCCUGUUUAAGUGGCUGUACUUUUGUGUAAAGUGUUAUUGUUAGCUUUCAAUGAAACAACAGGAAAGCAAACACUCCUGUUUUAGUGGAUCACAGCAAGCACAGGAUUGUGUGCAGUCGUUUUGAAGGUCAUGGUCCUGUUGAGGAGAGCACCAUUGUGCUGUGUCAGAACACCAUGUAGCAGAAGACUUUAUUUUAGCUAUGAACUGUGUAUAAAUAAUUUCUGCCUGCAGUUGGUUUUGAAGCCAUUCCAGUAAUGUAGAGCUCAUCCAAGUUUUAUCUUGGCAAAGGGAAAUAUUACAAGGCAUGGAGGGUGUUUCAGACAGAAUAUAGUUCAAGGGUAAAUUUUGUAUCCGUAAUACGGACUACAUUUGUGACAUAAUAUGUAACAUCAUUUUCUUUUGAACUCCCAUCACUAAAUGUAUAACUGUGCAGGCAUAAAAUAUUUGGCUAAGAUAAUAUGCUUUGUCUCAAAAUGUCUUUAAAAAGCCAACUUGCAACUGCAAGUGUAGAUCACUGGAGCAGAGGGAGUAGAGUCCAGAAACAAAAGUGAGAAAACUGAUGUGCUUUGAAAAGUGAGAUUCUUUUAUGUUGUUGAAAUCUUUUUUUUCAGUUCAUUCCAGGUGAGAAAAAGAUCUCUGAACUUUUUUAAGCAGAGACAAUUAAUUUGGGUAUGAUGUUUAGCAUGUCUGUGCUACUGCUCCCACAAGGAGUGUCUCAUUAGAGGUGAUCCCCACAAACAUUGUACAAAUACAUGUACAAGGCUGAACAAGGCUAAAGUCUGUAUUUGUCUCCACGGGGUUUUCCAGAGAUGCUGUAAAUUCAACUCCUUGAAUCCUGUGAUAUAACAGCAGCAGUAAGGUCUUAAACAUAAAUUGCCCUCAAAGAUCAAGUAGCCUGUAGCUGCAGAACUUGUGAUACACAUCUAAGAAGAUGAGAGCUGAAUUUCACACGAUUUUCUAUGUAAAACAAAGAGACUAUUCUAUAUCUGAAGUGCCCUAUUUAUUGUAGUGAAUGUCAUCCCUUAACACCAGUAACAAAACUCCUUCUGGUUCCUAGAGAUCCCCUGCCAGAUCCAUUUCCAUCUGUUUUGUUGAGUGCCUUUUCUAUCUUUGUCAUAUCCCUCUAUCUGUGCACUUUUUAGGGAGGUACUUAGCUGCCAUUUGUUGUUUAUAAUUCUUUCUUCUUUUCAAAACCAAAAGGAAAUUUAUGCUGUUUAUUUUUCAUUUAAAGUGUGUUCCUUUCCUUCUGCUGUACUAUCUACAUUUGCGACUAAAGCAAAGAACUGCAACUCUUUAAACAAAAAAAACAAAACA
Prinia subflava (tawny-flanked prinia) is the source of this 4474-nucleotide messenger RNA. It is a transcript of the gene TCEANC, whose product is annotated as transcription elongation factor A N-terminal and central domain containing. Lineage: Eukaryota; Metazoa; Chordata; Aves; Passeriformes; Cisticolidae. Gene Ontology annotation, cellular component: nucleus. The coding region runs from base 524 to 1627 and encodes 367 amino acids. Gene Ontology annotation, biological process: DNA-templated transcription. The record is from RefSeq and is a predicted model, not a curated record. The transcript has 3 exons.